CGCCAGUCCCCGCCCAGGCGCCACGCCCACGUCCGAACACGCCCGCCCAGGCCCGCCAGCCCGGCGGGACUCGAGCCUGGGAAGCGUGGUGUCGCCCGUGGCCGAGCAUGUUUUUGGCUCUUGGCAGUGGAACAAGAUUCCUGAAGACAAUUUAUUCUUCAAAAAUCCUUGGAUUCUCUACUUCUGCUAAAAUGUCUUUGAAAUUCACAAAUGCAAAACGAAUUGAAGGCCUUGACAGUAACGUGUGGAUUGAAUUUACCAAGUUGGCUGCAGACCCUUCUGUUGUGAAUCUUGGCCAAGGACUUCCCGAUAUAUCCCCUCCCGUAUAUGUAAAAGAAAAAUUAUCAAAGAUUGCAGCCAUUGAUAGCCUGAAUCAGUAUACCCGGGGCUUUGGCCAUCCAUCACUUGUGAAAGCUCUGUCCUGCCUAUAUGGAAAGCUUUAUCAAAAUCAAAUCGAUCCAAAUAAAGAAAUCCUUGUGACAGUAGGAGCAUAUGGAUCUCUUUUUAGUGCCAUUCAAGCCUUAAUUGACGAGGGAGAUGAAGUCAUAAUAAUAGUGCCUUUCUAUGACUGCUAUGAGCCCAUGGUGAGAAUGGCUGGAGCAACACCUGUUUUUAUUCCCCUUAGAUCAUCUAAACCUGUUGAUGGAAAAAGAUGGUCUAGUUCGGACUGGACAUUAGAUCCUCAUGAACUGGAAAGUAAAUUUAAUUCCAGAACCAAAGCUAUUAUACUGAAUACUCCACAUAACCCCCUUGGCAAGGUGUAUACCAAAGAGGAACUCCGAGUAAUUGCUGACCUUUGCAUCAAAUAUGACACACUCUGCAUCAGUGAUGAGGUUUAUGAAUGGCUUGUAUAUUCUGGAAAUAAGCAUUUUAAAAUAGCCACUUUUCCAGGUAUGUGGGAGAGAACAAUAACAAUAGGAAGUGCUGGAAAGACUUUCAGUGUAACUGGCUGGAAGAUUGGCUGGUCCAUUGGUCCUAAUCAUUUGAUAAAACAUUUACAGACAAUUCAACAAAACACCAUUUAUACUUGUGCUACUCCUUUACAGGAAGCCUUGGCUCAAGCUUUUUGGGUUGAUAUCAAGCGCAUGGAUGAUCCAGAGUGUUACUUUAAUUCUUUGCCAAAAGAGUUAGAAGUAAAAAGAGAUCGGAUGGUAUGUCUACUUGAGAGUGUUGGCCUAAAACCCAUAGUUCCUGAUGGAGGAUACUUCAUCAUUGCUGAUGUGUCUUUGCUAGAUGCAGACCUCUCUGAUAUGAAGGACAAUGAGCCUUAUGACUAUAAAUUUGUGAAAUGGAUGACUAAAAAUAAGAAACUAUCAGCCAUCCCUGUUUCAGCAUUCUGUAACUCAGAGACUAAAUUACAGUUCGAGAAAUUUGUACGAUUUUGCUUCAUUAAAGCUGCUGCCACUGCGUCCUCAUGCCCCCUGGGCUGCAUCACCACAUGUGGACCUGCCCUGUCACCCUCUUGCAGAGGUGCCUUCCUCCGAGACUCCAGUACUCCACACCAGGCCACACUGUCACCCCUGCACAGAAGCUCUCCUCGCCCCUCCUGGGCUCUGACAGCCAUGCCAGAUGCCUGCAUGGGGCCCCCCUACCAUGCAGGAGCCUCGUUUACCCACUGAGGCUCUGGCACCCUGUUCCAGGUCAGCACCACCACUGCUGCCACCACCACCUCACGCCACCCACACUGGCCACCCUGCUCACUCCACUCUGGCUGCAUCACCCUGGCCCCUACACACGGACACCCACUUGCCUCAGCCCCACCUAUGGGCUUUCAGACUGACUCAUUUUGGUAGAGAGGAAAUAGAAAGAAAAGGUAGAGAAGCGGAAUAAGAGAAGGCUGGAUUUUUACCGUUUACCCUUCAGUUUAGUUUUAUACCAUAUGCAUGUAUUACCUAUUCAGAAAGCAGAUGGAUUAUUUUUCAGUAAUUAUAACUGAAACUUUGAAAGGAGGGAGCAGAGUAGUAUGAAUGAACUAAAUUUCCCUUGUUUGGAGCAAAGUACAGGUAUGGUGGUUAAUGUGUGAAGUUCACAAAGAAGGAAAUAGAAGCAUAAGCAUAUUUCUUAGAUUUUCGUGGUAGCCAUUAGAACUAAAAUCAGAAAUUGCCAUAAAAGGUUACCUUGGAGGAUGGAGGGAUUACUAGGAAGGGGUGGGAAGGGGCAGAGCAGACAACUAUUAUUCUUCUGUACUCUUUGACUUGUUUCUGAAAUUAUAACUAAUUUGGUGAACUGUUUUCCUCUUUGGGGGUUCUGCCUUUGCAUUUUCACUUUGAAAAUUUUCUAUACCUGAGAUCAGAUAUUCACUUAAAUAUUCAUA
Molecule: messenger RNA, 2314 nt
Organism: Lemur catta (Ring-tailed lemur)
Lineage: Eukaryota; Metazoa; Chordata; Mammalia; Primates; Lemuridae
Gene: KYAT3
Product: kynurenine aminotransferase 3
Exons: 14
Coding region: 108-1619 (503 amino acids)
Biological process (GO): biosynthetic process
Cellular component (GO): cytoplasm; mitochondrion
Molecular function (GO): L-kynurenine:2-oxoglutarate transaminase activity; pyridoxal phosphate binding
Source: RefSeq, a predicted model, not a curated record